ACCACACAAUCAUCACCAAAACACAACCAAACUGAUUCAUCACAAUCUACAUAUUCCUUCCAAAAUGUCUUCCUCAAAGCUCUCCUCCAUUGUUAUCCUCCUCAGCUUUGCUCUCCUUCUCCGAACUUCUUUUGGAGCUGACACUACUCUCUUCCAUUUCUGUUCCAGCUCUGGAAACUUCACUGCCCAUAGCCCUUUUGAACUGAACUUGAAACGGCUCAUAACCCUUCUCAACUACAAAACCCCUCCGACUGGCUUCGGUCUCGGUUCUGUUGGCAGACUUCAGAGCCAAACAGCAUAUGGCCUCUCCCUGUGUCGUGGUGACGUCUCUGCCUCGGACUGCAGAACCUGUGUUUCCGAGGCAAGCAGUGAAAUCCGCAAACUGUGUCCAUACAACAAAGGAGCCAUCAUAUGGCAUGACAAGUGCAUGUACAAGUAUUUGGACGCCGAUUUCUUUGGUCAAGUUGACGAAACAAACAAGUUCUACAUGUGGAACUUGCAAACCGUCAGUGAUCCCGCCACUUUCAAUUACAAGACAAAGGAAUUGUUGAGUCAGCUUGCCUACCAGGCUUCUGUGAAGCCUAAGAUGUUUGCAACCGGAGAGGUAAAGAUUGGAGAAUCGAAGACUCUUUAUGGGUUGACACAGUGCACCAGAGACCUUUCUGGCAAUGAUUGCAAGAAGUGUCUUGACGAUGCAAUCAGUGAACUUCCAAAUUGUUGCGAUGGAAAACAAGGAGGCAGAGUUGUUGGGGGAAGCUGUAACUUCCGAUACGAGAUUUACCCAUUUGUCAAGCAGUAGAUCAGCUUAACCUGCUUGGGAAUAAAGAUCUUUAGAUCUAUACUAAAUAUAAAGCAAUGGUCAUGACACCAAUAAUAAACUUGUGCUGAUCAUGAUGCACAAGUUGCAAGCUACAACUUACGUAUCCUCUUUGUAUUUGUAGCACAUGAGAUCGUUGUUCAAUGAAAUGUAUGUGUUCGUUAUUUCA
Molecule: messenger RNA, 986 nt
Organism: Prosopis cineraria
Lineage: Eukaryota; Viridiplantae; Streptophyta; Magnoliopsida; Fabales; Fabaceae
Product: cysteine-rich repeat secretory protein 38-like
Exons: 1
Coding region: 65-799 (244 amino acids)
Source: RefSeq, a predicted model, not a curated record